CGCGCGGCCAACGUGUAAUUGUUCAUUCGAUCGUGCGUGUCGAGGAAACAUCACAAUGGCUACUGCAAAACUGUCGUCAAAACUACGGCUUUUCGCCACAAACUAUGGGUCAGCCUCAUGCAAAACCAUCAUGGGACUAAGGAAUUUCAGGCGGACCAUUCCAGCUUCUCAGUCGUUUUCUACAAACUCGAGAAAUCAUCAAAAAUCUCAGCCGACCGCGACACAUUCGACUUACCCGCAGGUGUUUGCAGACAGCAUUACACAACCGGAAGAGUUCUGGGCGGAACAGGCUGAGCGGGUGGUGUGGUUCAAGAAAUGGGACCGGGUGAUGGACUUGACUCAAUCACCGGCCUCGAACUGGUUCGUCGGCGGUGAGCUGAACAUGUGUUACAAUGCCGUUGAUCGUCACGUUGAUGAGGGCUACGGUGAUCAGGACGCUAUCAUCCAUGACAGCCCCGUCACAGGCAGUGUCACCAAGAUAACCUAUAAAGAAUUACAAGACGAGGUUUCCAAGUUUGCUGCAGCGUUGGUGAAGUCUGGGGUGAAGUACGGCGACCGUGUUCUCAUCUACAUGCCUAUGAUUCCCCAAGCAGUGAUGGCUAUGCUUGCUUGUGCCAGGAUAGGAGCGAUUCAUGUUCUGGUCUUUGGAGGGUUUGCAUCGAAGGAGCUGUCUGUUAGGAUAGAUCAUGUUAAGCCUAAGGUAAUAGUCUCAGCGUCGGUUGGUGUUGAGCCCGGGCGCAUCGUAGACUACAAGAGCCUUCUUGAUAAUGCCAUCGAUAUGUGCGAAUCCAAACCAAAGGCAUGCAUCAUCUACAACAGACCAAACUUUGAAACUGCCAACUUCAUACCGGGCAGAGAUUUCUGCUGGACAGAGCUUGUCUCAUCGGUCAAGGGCCAUGAUUGUGUACCGGUCAAGGCGACAGACCCCAUCUUUGUCUUACACACGUCAGGUACAACCGGUACACCAAAGGCUCCCAUGCGCCCAACCGGGGGGUAUGUAGUGGCCCUGUACUGGACCAUGAAGCACCUCUAUGGCAUGGAGCCUGGUGAGGUCUGGUGGGCUGCGUCCGAUCUGGGUUGGAUUGUGGGACAUUCCUAUAUAUGCUAUGCUCCCCUUCUGCAUAGGAAUCCAACUAUUAUGUACGAGGGUAAGCCGGUCGGCACGCCCGAUGCCGGAGCCUUCUUCCGGGUAUUGAACGAGCACAACGUUGUGUCCAUGUUCACCGCUCCAACGGCUCUCAGGGCCAUCAUCAAGGAAGACCCCGACGCUGUCCUGGCCAAGAAGUACUCCAGAGAUAAAUUUAGAUAUCUGUAUGUGGCUGGUGAGAUCUUUGACCGCGAGUCGCUUCACUGGUGCCGAGAUGUAUUCAACGUCCCCAUCAUUGACCAUUGGUGGCAGACAGAAACUGGAUGGGCAAUGACGCACACAGCUGUAGGAAUGGGAGAGGACUUAUACCCAAGACAUGGUGUGACCGGCAAACCAGUGCCUGGAUGGGAUGUGAGGGUUUUGGACCAGACAGGCAAAGAGGCACCUCGUGGCGAACUGGGAAACAUUUGCGUCAAGUUGCCUCUCCCACCAGCUGCCUUCACCACACUGUAUGGCAGCCAUGAUAGGUACAUCGAGACCUACUUUGAGAAAUAUCCAGGUUACUAUGACACCAUGGAUGCAGGUGUCCAUUCUGAAGAUGGUUACAUUGCAAUUCAAGCCAGAGUAGAUGAUGUCAUCAGCGUUGCGGGACAUCGUAUCGCUGCAAGUGCUAUCGAAGAGGCCAUGGUUGAACAAGGAGAUAUAGUAGAAUGUUGCACCAUUCCAGUCAAUGACAAACUCAAGGGACAAGUUCCAGUCGGACUCUGUGUUCUCAAGAAGAAUGUUAACAAGCCAGAGAAGCAAAUCAUUGAUGAAGUGAUCGCUACCGUGCGCUCUAACGUGGGACCUGUCGCAUUCUUCAAGAAGGCCGUCAUCGUCAGUAAGCUGCCCAGGACUAGGUCUGGAAAGAUCACUCGAGGAGUAAUCGCAAAGAUGGUCAACGGUGAAGACUUCAAGAUUCCACCAACGAUAGAAGAUGCUACUGCGUAUGACGUUAUUAAGACUGUCAUGCUGAGGGAGGGUAUCAUGACUGAAUAGGCAACGUGAAAUUCAACCAGUGGGACCAUGGCUGACUGAACAGUGCAGCUGGUACAGUAGGUGGGACUAAGCAAGAUUUUUUUUACAGAGUUUGGAGUCUUUCAGAAGCUCUGUUCAUAUUUGUGAAUACCGCAUCGAUGAGCAGCCAAUAUGAACAGGGCUACGGGAUUGUGCUCAAUCGGUUAUGCCAUGUGACACUAUCACAAAACUUCUAUAUUUUUCUACAACCUUACGUUAAGUGUCAUAGCUCAUCAUAACUUUUGUACGGUCACAUGAUAAACAAUACACAUGCUUUCAUAUAACAAAACAAAAUCUAGGCUUUAGUACUUCUUGCAUAUAAUAGCCUUCAAGAUUGACAGAAUGUCUCUAAUGGAAUUAUACACUUUGAUUUUUAUUGAUAUUUUGCUGAUAACUGAAAGUUUUUUCUCAUUUUCAAGCGACAUUGUACCUUGUAUGACAAAAGGAGGCAACUCAAAUAUUUGUGUGCUAACAUGGUGCAUGUAUGGUUGUGUAAAUGUAAUGUAAUGUAACGUUUUGUUUACAGUCUUUACAGUUUACAGCUUCAAUAAUCGUUAAAAAAUAUGAACAUAUCAGUGAGGUGAAGGGAAUAUGACAGUUUAAAUUUAAAAAUUGAUAAAUGUAUGAUAUGCUAAUGGCAUUGAAAUCAAUCAUUCAUGUGUGAUCGAUCCUGCCAAUUUUAAAUACCAAAGAUUAUGUUCAGAAAUCUGUGAUUGCCAUCUGCCAAAUUUUUAUUGUGCUGUGAGCCAUGAUAAUGUGUCCUCUCUGCCAAUAUAAAAAUUCUUCAUGAAUGAAGAUUGUCAAUCAGUUUAUUAUUGUUAUUAUGAUUAUUAUUAUUAUAUAUAUAUUUUUUUUUGGGUGGAGGGGUCUUUUAAUAGAAAGAUCAAAAUAUAUGUAAAAGUACAUAGUUUGAUAUAUACAAGUUAUAGUUUUCUUUCGUUUAUUCUAGAUAUAGAAUAGUGUAUAGACAAAUUAUUUUUGUGUGAGAAAAGGAUUGCUUGAAUGAGCUACAUAUACAUUUAAGUAAUGUACAUAGAGAAGUAUAUGCAAGUAUUCAUGUACAUCUACAGUAUAUCUUGUAUAGAAAUUGAUUUUGAUUUUGUAUUAAUGAAUCAUUGUUGUGCCUUGAAAGGAUGAUGGUAGAAAAAAAUGUAACUUUAAGUUGUUAUAAUGACAUGUUUCAAUGCUGCAAGGAUAUUGUUGUCCUAUUUUUUUUAUUUUUCAUUUUUUUAAUUCAGUACAAUUAUGUGUGAUGAAAUUCUAUAAAGCAGUAGUAAUAUGCAAA
This is a messenger RNA of Strongylocentrotus purpuratus (purple sea urchin), 3428 nucleotides long. It is a transcript of the gene acss3, whose product is annotated as acyl-CoA synthetase short-chain family member 3, mitochondrial. The transcript has 15 exons. NCBI's taxonomy places the organism in Eukaryota, Metazoa, Echinodermata, Echinoidea, Camarodonta, Strongylocentrotidae. Bases 56 to 2125 code for a protein of 689 amino acids. The record is from RefSeq and is a predicted model, not a curated record.